ACUACCCGGAAUGCAACGCAGGCGGCAGCUGACGUGGAAGAGCGCUCUUGCCACGGUUACCGGGUGCUUUCAAAAAAUCACCGGCGGUGGCCAGGCGAGCUUUGCUAGCCUCAAAUUUGACUCACUUUCUUUGCGUCUCUUGGUGGGCACGGCUGCAGCAUGUCAGGCAGAGUGAAGUCUCGGACAGCUGCAAACUUCGACCCCUCGGCUGGCGGCGUAUCUUGCAAUGAGAGGAUACUACGGGAGUGUCACCAGCUCUACACCGAUACGGGCAAUGGACUGAUUAGUAUUGCUGAGUCACUUUCCAUCUCUCUCCUGCCACCCCGGAAGAAGAUCACAGUCAUGCUAAUGGGCAACCAUUCUGCUGGCAAGAGUUCCUUCAUUAACUGGUAUAUAGAGGAGCACAUUCAGAGGACUGGCGUGGCCAUUGAGACUCAAGGUUUCAGCUUCGUCACCAGUGGAAGAAAGCGUGAAUCCCUUACUGGCAAUGCCACCCUCCACCUCUACCCGCACUUCAAGCCGCUGCAGGAGUUCAAAGGUGUGUCUGAAUACCUCAGCACUGAGAUCUCCACAUCCAAGCAAAAAAAAUUCAGCCUGGUGACAUUUGUCGACACACCAGGGCUUGUCGACGGAGACAUGAAGUAUCCGUUUGAUGUGGACCAGGCCAUUCUUUGGCUGGGGGAGCUCUGCGAUCUCAUCUUGGUGUUUUUUGAUCCCAUGGGCCAAGCCUUGUGUAAGCGUACGCUCAAUAUAGUGGAGAAGCUUAAUGAGACGCAGGGAGACAAACUGCGCUUCUAUCUGAGUAAAGCUGAUGAGGCAGGUGGUGAGAGUGACCGCCAGCGCGUCAUGAUGCAGAUCGUUCAGGAGCUCUGCAAAAGGCCUGGCCUCAACAAGUGUGGCUUUGACAUGCCAACCAUUUACAUUCCCAACCCCAACAAACCCAGCCGCUGUGUCAAUCAGAUUGAGGAAGUGUGUCGUACAAUUGAGAAGACCAUCAACCAGACAGUUCAGAAUACGCUCAACACCGUGGAGAAAGACUGUGAACUGAUUGCAGCGACAGUGGAGAGCCAGCUUAAUCAGGACAGGGAGGCCUGCGCUUUUAACCGCCGUGCACACCUCAAGGGUUUUGUUUUUGGGUUGCUCGGCUUUGCUGUUCCUCUCUUCCUGCUUGCUUCCUUGGUCCUGGGCACCAUGUCGCGGGAAGUACUGGUCUUGGCGCUAGGAGAAAGUGGCACGGAUGCGCUGUCGGUGUAUCUGUCUCCAGUGGCUUACAUUUGGAGCAUGAUGCCCAAGGAACACUACAUGUCCAUCUGUCUAGGACUAGCAGGCCUGUCAGUCAUCUUGUUGCUAUUGGCCAAGUGGUCUUUCAGGACACAGCGGAUACUCUCCGGCAAACAGAAGAGGCAGCUGCUCGAGCGGAAGGCCUACGUGGAGGAGGUGGUGAAACAGAAAAAGCGUAAGCUGUAUGAAGACUACCUCCGCCAGAGUGUUGGGGACCAUGACAUGGACUAAGGCAUUGGCUCGUGACAUUGAAGCUGGGACUAACUGCUCAAACCCCUUUGAGGGGGGGGGGGGGGGGUGAGUGCAGUCUGGAGUCGGACUUAGAAUGGACACGUCUUCAUCUCGAGUGGGCCCAGCUCUGUGCCAGUGACUUCCUCUACAAACGGAGUGCUCUUCAUCUUACUGACUCGAGUCUGCUGUGAACUGCACUGAUGACUUGUUUAUGGCUUUGAUUUGGGGGCAGGCACGUCCGUUGUAUGUUCUGCAGCUCCCAUCAUUCUUUGCCACCCCAAAGUCUGGCAGAGACCCAAGGUGCCGUGGGAGCUCCAGGCCUGCACCCACCUCCUUCCCAGACUGCUACCUCAGCAGGCCGUAACCACAAAAGCUGCGCCAGACUAAUUUUUGCUUUUCUUACCUCUUUUAGGAAAAAAAAAAGGGGGGGGGGGUGGCACUACACACUGCCAUUAAUGAGUCCACUUUUUUCUUCCUUUUUAAAUUAUGUGAUUGUAGACAAGAAAACUAACAUUGUGAUAAAAGUAUAAGCCAGUAAUGUGUCUUGAUGUC
This is a messenger RNA of Erpetoichthys calabaricus (reedfish), 2064 nucleotides long. RefSeq lists its product as uncharacterized. Bases 160 to 1512 code for a protein of 450 amino acids. Lineage: Eukaryota; Metazoa; Chordata; Cladistia; Polypteriformes; Polypteridae. The transcript has 12 exons. The record is from RefSeq and is a predicted model, not a curated record. Gene Ontology annotation, molecular function: GTP binding; GTPase activity.